AUGAUUGAAUUAUUUGAAAAUUUAUCUCAAAGUUGGUUAUUAAUAUUAAUUUCAUCAAGUUUAUGUAUAUUAGGUACAUUAAUAAUAUUAAUUGAUGAUAUUUAUUAUUUUUGUUUACCUAAAUUUAUUACAUCAAAAUUUAAAAUUCAAAUUAAACAAAAUUAUAAAUUUUUAAAUGGUUCAUUAGCUUUUAGUUCUGGUUGUUUAAUUUUCACUUCUUUAUAUCGUUUAUUACCAAGUGCUAAUGAAUAUUUAUCCAAUAACAAUAACAACAACAAACAUAAUAGCACUAUUAUAGAAUUCAAAAAUCAACAACAACAACAACCAGAACAACAACCAGAACAACAACCAGAUAUUGUGAAUCAUCAAUGGAAUCAAUUCAUAUUAAUAUUUUCAUAUAUAAUAGGAAUAUUAAUUUGUUUAACUUUUAAUUAUAUAUUACAUUUAUUAACUAGUGAAAGUGUUGUUCAUUGUAAUCAUGGAGGUGAUGUUAAUACUGCUCCUACUACUGAAAAUCUUGACAUUAAUGGUGAUCUUGAAAAUCAGAUUGGACAUGACUAUCAUCAUCAUCAUCAUCAUCAUGAGGAUACAUUGAUUAAUGAUGGUUAUAAUGGAUUAGAAAGAACUAUAACAGGAGAGACUAACAAUAAUAAUAAUAAUAAUAAUGUGACUGAAACUACUCCAUUAAUUAAUAAUAACAAAACUAAAACUAAAACUAAAACCAAAAUUACUAAAAAAAGAAAAUCAAUAAUUGAAUUAAUUUUAAAACAUGAUGAUAUUGAAGAUGGAUUAGGUGGUGAAUGUAAAGGUUAUUCAUCAGCAGAAUUAUGUACUUUCCAUAACAAUAAUAAUAAUAUUAAUAAUCAUCAUCAUCAUCAUCAUCAUUUAAUUCUGAAUAAAUUAAAUAAUAAUGAAUGUGAUAGUAAUAUUAGUAAUGAAUGUUGUGAUAAUUAUUCCGAAGAGCAUGAGGAAGAUGAAGAUGAAGAGAGUGAUGAUAAUAAUAAUUGUGAUCAUUCAAUUCAUCAAAUUCAACAAUUACAUUAUUGUGAAAUUCCAACUUUAUCUCAAGAAUUAAUUGAACAUAAUAAUAAUAAUAAUAAUGUCAAUGUCAAUACUUGUUUAUAUCCACCAAUACUACAAGAAUCAUCAAAAAAUGAUAUUGAUGAUUCACCAAAUACCAUUAAUGAAUAUAAUGGUGGUAGUAAUUACAACAACAACAACAACAACAAUGGUAAUGAUGAUGAUAUUGAUAUUGAUAUUGAUAUUGAUCCAUUAUAUUCAAUUCAUUCAAAAUCAUCACAUAGUCUUCAUUCUCAUACUCAUAGCCAUAGCCAUAGCCAUAGUCAUAGUCAUAGUCAUAGUAAAUCUCAUGAAUCUCAUAAAAUUGAUCAUCAUCAUCAUAUAAAUUCACCAUUUUCUCGAUUAUUAACUAUAAGUAUUCAAACUACAUUAGCUAUAACAUUACAUAAAUUACCUGAAGGUUUUAUAACUUUUAUAACAACAGAAACAAAUCCUCAAUUAGGUUUAUCAAUAUUUAUAAGUUUAUUAAUUCAUAAUUUUACUGAAGGAUUUUCAAUAUGUUUACCAUUAUAUUAUUCAAUGAAUAAUUCAAUUAAAUUUCCAAAAUUAAAAUCAAUUUUAAUAAGUUCAAUUUUAGGUGGAUUAUCUCAACCAUUAGGAGCUAUAUUAGGUUAUUUAUUCUUAUUACAUAACAACAAUAACCAUAACCAUAGGAAUGAUGGUGAUGUUGAUAUUGAUAUUGAUAAAUUGAAUCGAAUAUUUGGUAUUACUAUGGCUAUAACUAGUGGAUUUUUAACAGUUAUUUCAUUAUCUAUGUAUGGUAGUAGUGUAUCAUUUGGUGGGAAUAUUAAUUUUGUAAUGACUUGGUGUAUAAUUGGUAUUAGUGUUAUUGGAAUAACAUCAAUUUUAACAUGA
Molecule: messenger RNA, 1935 nt
Organism: Candida dubliniensis CD36
Lineage: Eukaryota; Fungi; Ascomycota; Pichiomycetes; Serinales; Debaryomycetaceae
Product: Zn(2+) transporter
Exons: 1
Coding region: 1-1935 (644 amino acids)
Biological process (GO): zinc ion transmembrane transport
Cellular component (GO): membrane
Molecular function (GO): zinc ion transmembrane transporter activity
Source: RefSeq, a predicted model, not a curated record